Dendrobium catenatum is the source of this 2527-nucleotide messenger RNA. RefSeq names its product ubiquitin carboxyl-terminal hydrolase 8-like. Gene Ontology annotation, biological process: protein deubiquitination. Lineage: Eukaryota; Viridiplantae; Streptophyta; Magnoliopsida; Asparagales; Orchidaceae. Bases 257 to 2512 code for a protein of 751 amino acids. The record is from RefSeq and is a predicted model, not a curated record. Gene Ontology annotation, molecular function: cysteine-type deubiquitinase activity. The transcript has 11 exons.
UUCAGCAGCCAUGGAAGAGCCUUCCCAAUCUCAAUCGCUGUUCUCUUCCCGAAGGCUUGAUAGAGAAAACAUGCAGCAGCCCCUCUCUCGAAAAACAUCCAAACGUCCAAAAGCCUAAACGGAGCUUUUAACGAAAAGUCCAAAACUCUUUGAUUGAGCCAAACCCUUCGUCUCAUUUAUUCUCACCCUUUCAAUUCCACUUCUGAUCGCUUUGCCCCUCGAGUUUGGAGCGCAUUCCGGUCUCUUGGCAAAAUUUAUGGACGGUCUCCCGCCCGAUGACGCCGGAACUAUCGAUCAGACGCUAUCAUCCGAUGACGACAGGGUUUAUAUGGUGCCCUACAGGUGGUGGACGGAGGCGCAGGAGCUGGAAUCCGAGCAGGGUACAGGCAAUGUGGCUCGAGGGAUCCCGUACAUCGCGUCGCCCUCGCCAUCCACUUAUGGUGGACCGAUGCGGAUCAUCAACAACAUCUUCAACUCGGAUCUGGUGUUUAGCCUCAGGCGAGAUGAUUGUCUUAUGAAUGACGAUGCGGAGGAAGGGGUGUCAGAACGGAGCUAUGCUUUGAUUCCCAGUGAUAUGUGGUCGCAGGCGCUCAGGUGGCAUAGAGAUGCCAACAGUGGAAACCUGAUCUUCCCUGGGGACGAGUAUGUUGAUGUUUAUCCCCUGAAGCUUAGAAUUUCUGUCAUAAGAGAAACAAGUGUAAUGACAGUAAGGAUCUGCAAAAGGGACAAUGCAGUUGAAAGUUAUAAACGUGCAUGCAAGAUCUUCUCUGUUGAGUCUGAUAUGGUGCGCAUUUGUGACUUCUCUGGACAAACAAAUCUUAUAUUGAUGAAUGAAUGGAAUAGAUUGCCUCAAGAUGGUCAAAGACUAAUAAACCAUGAGAUUCUUCUAGAGUUACAAUUGCAUGCUUUGUCAGAAUCUUUAACUUGUAGAACUGAAGGGAAAAAGGAUGAUUUUCUGGUGCAACAAUCUAAAAUCUAUUGCGGUAGCUCCAUUUUGAGCAAUGGUAGCACAACACGGGCUGAAUAUGAUCUUUGUUUUGGAACCUCAAAGGGGUCUGUUUCUUUUGGAUUGAUUGGUCUAGAAAAUCUUGGAAACACAUGCUUUAUGAACAGCGCAGUUCAGUGCUUGGCUCACACACAAAGGCUUGUUGAAUACUUUCUUGGAGAUUACAGCAGAGAAAUAAAUUAUCAAAAUUCGUUGGGCAUGGGUGGUGAGCUUGCAUUAGCAUUUGGUGAAUUGUUGAGGAAGUUAUGGGCUCCUAAUAAAACUCCAAUAGCGCCAAGGGAUUUUAAGGCAAAGCUUGUUCGUUUUGCCCCUCAGUUUAGUGGUUUUAACCAACAUGAUUCUCAAGAACUACUUGCUUUUUUGUUAGAUGGUCUCCAUGAGGAUCUAAAUCGUGUAAAGUGCAAGCCAUAUGUUGAAGUUAAGGAUUCAGAUGGCCGUCCUGAUGAAGAGGUAGCCAAUGAAUACUGGCAAAAUCAUUUGGCUCGAAAUGACUCUGUCAUAGUUGAUGUUUGUCAGGGACAAUACAGGUCUACAUUAGUUUGCCCUGUCUGCAACAAGGUGUCUGUCACAUUUGAUCCAUUCAUGUACUUGUCCUUGCCCCUUCCUUCAUCUACAACACGACCAAUGACCGUGACGGUCUUCAGUGGUGAUGGUAGUGCUCAACCUUCUUCAUAUACAGUAAAUGUGCCCAAAGAUGGAAGAUGCAAGGACCUUAUUCAUGCGUUAAGCAAUGCUUGUUCUUUGAAAAAUGAUGAAGUCCUUCUGGUAGCUGAGGUUUUUGCUAGUCGUAUCAUUCGUUACCUGGAGGAUCCAUCUGAUGUACUUACCUUAAUUAGAGAUGAAGAUCAGCUCUCAGCAUACCGGCUUCCUAGAGUCAAGGAAGAACUCCCACUGGUUGUAUUUACUCACCAGCGUGAGCAGGAACGUUAUAUCCACAGUGUUCUCGCCCCAGUUUGGAAGGCACUUGGUGUUCCUCUAGUAGGAAGGUUAACGGAUCCUCCAUCUGGAUUUGCAAUUCGCAGCCUAUGCUUGAAGUUGCUGAUUCCAUUUCUCCGAUUCUCAGCUAUUGCCUGUAAUGCUGAUGAAGCAAAUGAAAGCAUUUCUUUUGAUGAAGUUGUUGAGAUGGAUGCUGAUCUGUCUGAUAGUAAAGGUACUAUUGAUGCCGAAGAAGACGGGCAAAAUACUGAAAUUCUCCCGGAUAAUUUUCUGUUCUUCUUAACGGAUGAAAAGAGCCAAAAGAUGAUAUCCACGAUUGAAAUGAAUGAGCUAGAGUUGGUGGCAGAGCCACAUAAGAAACUACAUGUGCUUGUCUGUUGGAAAAACAAAACAAUAGAAGAUUAUGACAUAUCUCUUCUCAGUUCCUUGCCUGAGAUUUACAAGUGCAGCAUCUUCACAAGGAGACCCCAAGAACCUGUUUCAUUAUAUGCAUGCUUGGAAACCUUUCUGAAGGAAGAACCUUUGGGACCAGAGGACAUGUGGUAUGCAGUUAGUUCCUGUUUUGUUUAAUUUUCAAAUUUAAGU